Messenger RNA from Copidosoma floridanum, 5739 nucleotides. It is a transcript of the gene Nrg, whose product is annotated as Neuroglian. The record is from RefSeq and is a predicted model, not a curated record. Gene Ontology annotation, cellular component: plasma membrane; axon. Gene Ontology annotation, molecular function: cell-cell adhesion mediator activity. Lineage: Eukaryota; Metazoa; Arthropoda; Insecta; Hymenoptera; Encyrtidae. Gene Ontology annotation, biological process: axon guidance; cell-cell adhesion; brain development.
UCGGCGUCGUCGUCGUGGUAUACCACCAGCAUCCGCGCUGCAGUGCGGCCGCAUCAGCCAUCACGGAACAUACAUACCGAAUAAUAUAAAAAUUGGUGCAGUGCGCGCGAGUAGUGCAAACAACAACGGCUCUUAUCCCGCACUGCAAAGUAUACGUGGUACAUGAUAUAUGUAAAAAAAAAAUAAAAUAAAAUCCAUCAGGAGGUGCGGACUGUGCGGAGGUGUGUGCUCGGUGGUGCAGUGUAUUCAUAUUUAAACUGGAAGAUCGCGCGGAGGCAGGUCAACCGAGUUCGCUGCCGCUGGUUGCACCUACAUAUAUAUAUAUACAUACACGCAUAAAUCAUCUAAGCGCGCACAGGUAUAGCCGCGCGACCGGAGGAUACCUACCUACCCUGGAGGAUGCCUUAGAGUCGAGGACGAGCAGGAAGCGCGUCUAAACGGAGCCGAGCGAGGGAACAAUACGAGGGACCCCGUCCAGUCACCGUUGCCACAGCUGUCCUACCUGUGGAUACACUCCGGGGGUAGAUAGCCGGAGCUGAUUAACUACAGUAAAGAUGAGAUUUGCAGGAUGCAUCAUCGCCACACUCGUAUUGCACGUGGCAGGCCUGAACCAAUCCCCGCCAAGGAUUACAAAACAGCCCCCCACAGAUGAAGUUCUGUUUCAAGUAGCCCAAGUCAACGAAAAUGAAAAACCAUUUCUGAUCGAGUGUGAGGCCGAAGGAGAACCGGCACCAGUGUACGAAUGGAUAAAGAACGGCAAGGACUUCAAAUGGCAGGCGUACGACGACCGCAUAUCGCAGCAGCCGGGCCGUGGUACGUUGGUGAUAUCGAAGCCACGAGACGAGGACAUCGGUCAGUACCAGUGUUUCGCGCGCAACGAGUGGGGCAUAGCCACGUCGAACUCGGUGUUUGUGCGCAAAUCCGAGUUGAGUUCGUUCAAGGUUCAGAGCUCGGAGAAGGUCAGCGAGGUCGAGGGCAGUCCCCUGAAACUGACCUGUCAGCCGCCCGACGGUUGGCCCAAGCCCAACGUCUACUGGCUCAUCCAGGACAAGGUCGGCAACAUCAAGUCCAUCAACAAUUCCCGCAUGACCCUCGAUCCCGAGGGCAACCUCUGGUUCAGCAACGUGACCAAGCACGACGCUUCCGUGGACUUUUUUUACGCGUGCGCGGCCACCUCGGAUUUUCGCAACGAGUACAAGAUCGGCAACCGCGUCGUCUUGGACGUCAUCUCGGCGGGAUCCAGCGCCAAUUUGAACAAACGCGAGCCCGUGAAGCAGUACGUCAGCCGUAAGAACGAGGUCGCCCAUCGGGGUAAGAAAAUCGAGUUGUUUUGCAUCUACGGUGGUACACCGCUGCCCUUGACCACGUGGUACAAAAACGGCCAGAAGCUACAACCGAACGAUCGAGUGACGGAGGGUAAUUACGGCAAGACGCUCGUCAUCAAGCACGUGAACUUCGAGGACAAAGGGACGUACUCGUGCGACGUAUCCAACGGCGUGGGCUCAGCUCAGUCCAAUUCCAUAAAUCUGGAGGUCAGAUCGGUGCCCUACUUUACGGUCGAGCCCGAGAUAAUCAACGCUUCCGAAGACGAGACCGUGGAAUUCAAGUGCGAGGCGAGGGGUGCACCCGAGCCACAAAUCAAAUGGAUAUACAACGGCAAGCCCAUAUCCGAGGCGCCGUACAAUCCCAGGAGAAAAGUAACGCCCAACUCCAUCAUACUCGAGAACUUGCUGAAGAACGACACCGGCAACUACGGUUGUAACGCCACCAACUCUCUCGGCUACGUGUACAAGGACGUGUACGUGAACGUUCAGGCUCUCGAGCCAGAGAUACUCCAGCCGCCCAUGGACGAGGCGACCGUCGAUGGGAAAACGAUAAGACUGACCUGCCACGUGUUCGGUGCGCCCAAGCCCGAAGUCAAGUGGUUGAGAAACGGGCAGGAGCUCACAGGCGGAAGGUACAAGAUCUUGGAAACAGGUGACUUGGAGAUCGAAGAUGUUUUAUUCUCGGACGCGGGCGAAUACCAGUGCCACGCGUCCAACAAAUUGGGCAAAGUCAACGCCUCGGGAUUAUUGGCGGUCAAGGAGCACACGAAAAUUACGGACGUACCGGAGGAUUACGAAGUUAAAGCCGGCGACAUGGCAACGUUCAGAUGUAACGCCGUGACGGAUUCAACGUUGAAACUGAAAAUCGACUGGCUGAGCAAGGGGGAGCCGAUAAUAUUCGGAGCCGAGCCGCGUUUCGUGAAGACAUCCGACCACUCGCUAGUGAUCACGAAAACUACGGAAUUGGAUUCGGGCACUUACACUUGCGUGGCGCGCACCGACCUCGACGAAACUCAGGCUCAGGCGACUCUCAUCGUGCAGGACGUGCCAAACUCGCCGACACUGCAAAGCGUCAAUUGCGGGGCAAAGGAGGCGUACGUCAGUUGGAUUCCCAAGGGUGACAACCGAUCGCCGAUUCUGAGGUACACGAUUCAGUACAACACGUCUUUCACCCCGGAUACUUGGGAAAACGCGAAAGACCACGUGCCAGCGACGGAACAACGGUACGCCAUACAGAUGAGCCCGUGGGCCAACUACACCUUCCGCGUCAUAGCUUGGAAUAAAGUCGGACCAUCUCAACCAUCGUCCCACAGUCAAGUUUGCACGACACUGCCCGAUAUUCCUUUCAAAAAUCCUGACAACAUCAACGGCCGAGGAGAUGAUCCUCAAAAUCUGAUCAUCUCGUGGACAGCCAUGCCCCAAAUAGAGCACAACGCGCCUAAAUUUAUGUACCGAGUGUAUUACAAACGAGACAUUCCGGGAGAAAAAUGGACCAUCGAAGAUGUACACAAUUGGAAACAGAACACGUUGAGAGUCAACAAUCAGCCGACUUACGAAAGGUAUAGAAUAAAAGUCGCCGCUAUCAACGAAAAGGGGGAGUGCAGAGUGCAGCCGGAAGAAAUCAUCGGCUAUUCCGGAGAAGAUGUGCCCUUGCAAGCUCCAGGAAACUUCUCGUUGGUACAAGUGAGAUCGAGUACAACGGCUCUCUUGCAAUGGACCCCAGUUCCACCAGAGUCGGUGAAGGGCGAGUUGAAAGGGUACAAAAUUCAAACUUGGACAGAAACUGAUGGAAAAGAAUCCAUGAGGGAAUAUAACGUACAAGGUGGCAACAAGACGUACGCGCUGGUCAAUAACUUUAAGCCUUUUAGUAUGAAUUUUGUUAAAAUAAGGGUUUACAACGGAAGAUACAAUGGUCCUCACUCCGAAGUAUUGAGCUUUAAAACACCAGAAGGUGUUCCAGGAACGGUGAUGGAUUUACAAGCUCACCCGAUUGGUUCGACAGCUAUGCUGUUAAAGUGGAGUAAACCCAUUGAAAUAAACGGUAUCUUGACAGGAUACAGGAUAUCCUACCAGUUAAUUAAUGGUUCUAAAGUAGGAAGCGAAAUGGAGAGGCAUCCACAGAUAACAGAUCCCGAAGCUUCAAACGCGAUACUGCCGUCUCUCAUGCCUAAGACAAAGUACCGAAUAAGUAUUCGUGCGACGACGAGAGCUGGACCGGGAGAACCGUUCUUCGUUGAAAAAAGUACGCCUGUAUCGAAACGUCCAGAUGUACCAACGUUUUCGUGGUUAAACAUUUUAAAAGAAAGUGGACUGUCGAACGUCAGGAUUACUUGGGACCAAAAAACGGAGGGUUUCGCAGGGAGUUACUUCUUUGCCAAAUACCGCUUGAAAGGAGAAACCAUCGACUUGGUUACAAAGCCUGAAAAAUUGGCCAACGAGAUUGAGAUUCGUGGACUUGAGAGCGGGCGCACAUACAUUAUGUCGAUUGUAGCGGUCGAUGGAAACUACAUGACGGAAAGUCUCCCUCAAGAAGUUGAGACCAGUAACGAAGGUCCCAUCAUCGAAGCACAGCAAAACGUAGCCACAGCUGGCUGGUUCAUCGGUAUGAUGACGGCCAUUAUAAUCCUCCUGUUGAUUCUGAUAAUCGUGUGUGCAAUCAAACGCAACCGAGGUGGCAAGUACGCGGUACACGAAAGGGAAUUAGCAGCAGGCCGAGGAGACUUCCCCGACGAAGGUGGCUUCCACGAGUACUCCCAACCACUGGACAGUAAAUCUGGCGGUGGCAGAACAUCGAUGGCUUCGUCCCAUCACGACAAGAACCCGGAGUCUGAUACGGACUCGAUGGCGGAGUAUGGAGAAGGCGAUACGGAAGGUAUGAACGAGGAUGGCUCAUUCAUUGGUCAGUAUGGCCGGCACCGGAAACAACCACCAGCGCGUUUUACCGAAGAUGGAUCCUUCAUUGGUCAAUACGGACCAAAAGGUAGACCGAUUCCGAUUGAGGAGAUUCCGCCACCGAUACCAACUGGCUCAACAGCUACUUACGUGUAACCCCGCACACUUCAAUUGACGGAACCAACUGUUCGACGUGGAUAAACCAUGAUGCAGCUUGCGCAAGGUGCAACCUCUGUAACUGAUAAUUAUAAAAAUCUCGUCUUUAAGAGUUUUUCAACACCUCUUGUAUACUCUCACCAUAAAACGAAUACUACAUUUUGGGCGCUCCAUUUUGUAAAAGGAUAAAAAAAAUCAUCAUAAUUCAUCAGCGACCUCAUUUAUUAGAUAGCAAAAAUUUUAGCGUCCUUAACAUGUACGAGAGUGUUAUUUAUAGGUCGUUAGAAGAAACAAAAGCACAAGAAUGAAAAAUGAGAGGAAAAAAAUCACUGUUCCGAACGUUUAUAAUAAGUGCGCCCUGCGUUGCUUUUUUACACGAAAACUUUAAUAGGAGAGAUUUUUUGCAUUUUAAUUUGCAUCCGGAUUGGACUAGUACAGUCCAAAGAUCCACUUUGUUUUGAGUAGCAUGCAAGCCUAUAAAUUCCAAGGCGGUGUUUUUGUUCUUCAUUAUCUUUCAAUGAAAGUGUAUUCCGGUAUUUUCGACCGGAAUUAUCGCCUGCUUAUUACAGGGUACAAGUUACGUUUAAAUUGUUUCAAAUUGAUUAUCUUAUGUAGGCAAAAAUUAUACAAAUCCUACGUUGUUUUAAAGUUGCUUACGUAGUAGUGAAGAAAAAAAAAAAAAAAAAGAUAAUUACAUGUUUGUAGAGAGCAUUAAUCGAUAUGUUUAUUCAAAGUAUAUUCUUGCGUUGCCAGUGUCCAUCACUUUAGAAUAUAUUUUAUAUUCAGUCUUUCUGAGAAAAAAUGACUCCCCUAAAAAUCUGUCAGUCGUUUACUCAGUGUAAAGUACACUCAUAAGCGUCUGACGUUCGACUGAAAUUUUUUCAAUAGCCAAGAAAAAAACUAUGCUAAGCUCAACCAUGAUAUCUCCAAUGAUAAUUCAAACACGAUACUUAUGAUGUAUCAAAUUUUUACUCUGUAGGCAGUGGGCCCAAAUGAAGUAUAAGAAAUUCUAAUACAUUGCAAAAUAUAAUGAUAAUAAAAAAAGAGUUCAUCGAAUGUUAUAAAUGUAAACGAUCGUACUUUCAAACUUUGUCUCUUACAAGGUGUGAUAGUACUCUAAAAGAAAAUAUAAAUUAUAAAAGAAUUAAUUAUUGAUAUUAUACUAAAAAAAAAAAAAAAAAAAUUAUUGUAAAUGCACUGUAGUAGUUAAUCGCGAACACAGAGCUUCUAAACGUUGCUAUUUGUACGUGAAACGCGCUUUAGCUGGAUAAAGGAGACGAGUACAAUUCCUUCAUUUGAAUUUUUUUUAUCUUUUAUUAUUUUUAGAAAAUAUAUUUAAAUGAACUUACUUCCGAAAUUUUUUAUU